Molecule: messenger RNA, 401 nt
Organism: Antrostomus carolinensis (chuck-will's-widow)
Lineage: Eukaryota; Metazoa; Chordata; Aves; Caprimulgiformes; Caprimulgidae
Product: N-acetylaspartate synthetase
Exons: 1
Cellular component (GO): mitochondrial membrane
Molecular function (GO): L-aspartate N-acetyltransferase activity
Source: RefSeq, a predicted model, not a curated record
GCUCCUGCUUCUGGGUCGCCGUCCUGGACGGCAACGUGGUGGGGAUCGUGGCAGCUCGGGGCAACGAGGAGGACAACACGGUGGAGCUGCGCCGCAUGUCCGUCGACUCCAACUACCGCGGCAAAGGGAUUGCCAAGGCCCUGGGCCGCAAAGUGCUGGAAUUUGCCAUGCUCAACAACUAUUCCUCCGUCGUGCUGGGAACCACGGCCGUGAAGAUGGCAUCCCACAAGCUCUACGAGUCCUUGGGGUUCAAGCACAUGGGUGUUGUUGAACAUUAUGCCCUGCCGGGGAUGACACGCUCCUUACUGGAGAGAAUGUUUUUCCAGGUCCGCUACCACCGCUACCGCCUGCAGCUGCGGGAAGAAUAAAAAAAACCCAACCAACCAAAUGAAAAAAAAUAA